This is a messenger RNA of Drosophila kikkawai, 1855 nucleotides long. RefSeq names its product asparagine synthetase domain-containing protein CG17486. Lineage: Eukaryota; Metazoa; Arthropoda; Insecta; Diptera; Drosophilidae. The record is from RefSeq and is a predicted model, not a curated record. Gene Ontology annotation, molecular function: asparagine synthase (glutamine-hydrolyzing) activity.
GCAGCACUACUAAUGUGAAUCUCAAUGGUAUAUUGGCUUCAUUUUCUAAGUUGAACAUUUUCGAUUUCGUUUUAAUGUGUGGAAUUUUGUGCGCCGUUUCCCAUGAUGCUGAUUCGAAUUUUCAAAGUCUAAUCGAGGCUCUCAAAGGGCUAAUGAAAAAUCGAGGCCCUGACAAACAGGCCGAAAUUAAACUCAAUUAUGAAACUGGAAAUAUUUUGCUUGCCGGCAGCGUCUUAUGGCAACAAGGGGCUGAUUUACAAAAGCAGCCUAUAAACGGAGGCAAUUUCAUUAUUUUAUUUAAUGGAGAUUUCUACAAUUUACAGAAACCUGACAACAUUUCUGAUACUGCUUUUAUAGCUAACAAAUUAGCUAAGUGCAAUAAUGCUGAACAGAUAAUAUCAGUUCUUAAGCUUUUGGAAGGACCACAUAGUUUAAUAAUAUUUGACAAACGCGAUCAAAUACUUUAUUUUUCCCGUGACACACUGGGCAGAAAUUCAUUAAUUAUUGAACGCACCCAAUAUGGUAUUAAUUUAUUGAGUACAUCAGGAUACUUUAAUAGCAACCAAUUAUCAUUAGAAUUGCCUCCAUUAGGUGUUUAUCAAAUUAAUACUAAUAAUUUAACGUCAUGUUUUUUGCACCUAUGGCAGCCGAUGAAUGAGUACGCAGAGCAGCUUUUAUACAACCUUGAUGUUGUAGUUGGCCUGAAAACUACAGUAGAAAGUAUAAUUUCGCCUAGUUGGCUCCUAAAAAAAAAUUUGGAAUUUGACUAUGAUUUCUAUAAAUUUCCUUAUAAUGCUGACCAUGUGGAGCUCUAUCAAAAUCUUAUAAAUCAACCACAGAUUAAAGCAUCGCUAAACACUCUUGAUAAAUUGCUUUCUAACUCUGUAGCAAACCGUGUUAAAUGUACGGCUCCAUUAUGUCGAAUCUGUUUAAGCGAACUUAAUCAGAAGGAAACUGUCUGCAGGCAUGCCAAAAUAUGCAUUUUAUUUUCAGGCGGCAUAGAUUGUACCAUCUUGGCCUUACUUGCCAACAAAUUUGUGCCCUAUAAUGAGCCGAUUGAACUUAUUAAUGUUGCCUUCGAAAGCCUUAGCGGUCAAAACGUAUCUGAGAAGCUUUGGGAUGUACCUGACCGCAGAACUUCUCUUAUGUCUGUCAACGAAUUAAAGCGAAUAUGUCCUGAGCGGUUCUGGAAUUUGCUGGAAGUUAAUGUCACCCGCGAGGAGUUAAAAACACAACUUUCAACGCGUAUAAAAAAUCUCAUAUAUCCACUUCAGACAAUCUUGGAUGAGAGUUUGGGAUGUGCCUACUGGUUUGCUUCAAAUUGCCCAAAUUCAACUGCCCGAGUGGCCCUGAUAGGUAGUGGAGCAGAUGAGUUAUUUGGUGGAUAUUGCCGUCAUCGAAAUGCAUAUAGGCGUUGCCUAGGAACCAAUUCGGAGCGCCAACUUUCUGUGCAAAGCGAGCUUGAUGUUGACUGGCAACGAAUACCGGCCCGGAACUUGGCCAGAGAUGAUCGAGUUAUUGCAGACAAUGGCAAAACAGCGCGUUCACCAUUCAUCGAGGAGAACAUUGUUCAAUUUCUUAGAUCUUUAGAACCGUUCCAAAAAUGUUGCUUUAGUUUUCCCGAGGGUGUAGGAGAUAAGUUGCUUCUAAGGCUGUACGGCUAUAAAAUCGGUCUGCGAGACGUGGCUUUGUUAAAAAAAAGAGCAAUACAGUUUGGUUCCAGAAUUGCUAACAAAAGGGAAAAUGCUUCAGCUCAGUCUGAACAUCUUAAAUGUAAUACUUAAUUUUUUGAUGCCUGAAAUUAUUUUAAUAAAAUUACACGUGUUCCAAUUUACUCACGUUAAAAAACAUUUUA